This is a messenger RNA of Colletotrichum orchidophilum, 417 nucleotides long. Its product is annotated as monooxygenase. The record is from RefSeq and is a predicted model, not a curated record. NCBI's taxonomy places the organism in Eukaryota, Fungi, Ascomycota, Sordariomycetes, Glomerellales, Glomerellaceae. Bases 1 to 417 code for a protein of 138 amino acids. The transcript is spliced from 2 exons.
AUGGAGAAAUUCCAGGGCGCCAUGUUCCAUACUACACAGUGGGACCAUAAAGUUGACUUCAAGGGCAAGAAGAUUGCAUUCAUUGGUAACGGGGAGCAGCGCACCCGAGGCGAUACUCGCCGUUGCAAAGCAUGCGGCAUUCGUGAAGCGAAGGAAUGCACAGGGGCACAGGCUUACCUCGGAACGUAUGUUCGUGACACCCCGAAUCUCGCCUAUCUAUUUGACCCGAAUACGUUCCCAGCCAACGACUCCGACCUUUUUACCUGCAAGACACAGGGAGACUAUGCAGUGAAGUCUCUUUUCAGACCACUGAUGAAUCCACGGGCAUCUAUGAUCGAGAUGAAGCAGAGCGCUGAAGACUGCGAGACUAACGCCGUCGCAAACAAGGUCUUUUCUGGAACUUGCUUAAAUUGGUAA